This is a messenger RNA of Xyrichtys novacula (pearly razorfish), 9610 nucleotides long. The record is from the annotation of a GenBank genome assembly. NCBI's taxonomy places the organism in Eukaryota, Metazoa, Chordata, Actinopteri, Labriformes, Labridae.
CUGUUGGUGCUGGAUGGAGUUCGGAGGGGGGCAACCGAAGUCCGGCGGAGGAAAGUGUCCCGGUUCGUUCAUUUUUUUCCACGCCCGAAGCCUGUCUUCGUGUCGAUAGCGAAGUAUUGUCGAAGUAAACUCUGGUAUCUCACCGCGCAGGUCCCACAUGGGAAUGUUUUGCUCCGGUUUGUAUGUUCGUCACUUCCGCGGAAACAGGAAACACGUUAAAAAUAAUAAAGUGCUUAGAAAAAGGAUUUAAAAAACUGUGAUAAUAAUUUCUUAAAAUUGUGUAUUUUGUACCUAUCACGUUAAACUGUAACUUUGUGUAAUUAGUGAACAAAAUCUUUUUGAAUAUUGUCUCAAUCGACACUGGCAUAUUUUGGACAACUUCUCGCGAGAACUUUUAUCGCGCUCCUUGUCUGGUUGCCAAGUUGGAGAAAAGAACCCGCAUCAAAAUCAUUUUGAAUUUGGAUUGAAUAGUGGAUCAUAAUAAAUUUGAAAGAAAAGGUUUUUAAGCGGGAUUUAAUAUUUUGAAAGAUUAUUAGUACGAUUAAUAAUAACUAUAAAAGGUACACUAAGCCUUUAAGUAUGAAAUCGGAUCGAUGAAUCAGUUCUCUUUGCUCACUAUGUUCGAAAAUACAAACAAACGUUUACUUUACUUGAAAUAUUUUGGUAGUUUAAGUAACUUUGCAAAUAAAUAAACUAUCAGCGAUUCUAAAUCAUGUUUACGGUGUGUCCAAGAACAGAUUCGAUGUUUUAUUUUACAAUGAGGCGUGUGGUAGAAACGGAUGCCGACAGAAAGGACCUGGCAACACAGCUCCCAGGCUAUUAUAGACAUUAUAUACGUAGACGCCUCAAAUUCUGACGCUUCCUAUUGGAGCACACGUAUCAGCGCGGCCGGCAUCUUGGAUGAGUCCCCUGUGUGCCUCCAGAAUAACUCUCUGAAUCUCUGCCCGAUUUUCACACUGUUUGGUUUGUUACAUCGGCAGGGGUGUAGCAAUAAUACAGGACAAUGUCACACAUUAAAAAUAAAUCAAAUUAUUUUUCAAUCCUAUUUGUGAAAUGUAAUCCUACGUGAUCUGGUUUCAAUACUGCGUCGGGUUUUUCAACCAUAGAGUGCAAAAAAAAAAAACGGGCAUAGUUGCUCGUUCUCCAUUGACCCCGUUCGGCUCUUGAGCGAACCUUGAGUGGGGAGACCCAUCCAACAUGGCGGUGACGCUGGCUUACGCCUCAGCACGUAACGAGGCGUCUACGUGUAUAAUGUCUAUGCGUGGGUGUCCCCAUUAAACCUCGUGCGUUGCAGUAGCAGAAGGUUCAUCGGCGUGGUGACUGUGAGGAAAACUUGGGUGCUCUCUGUAACGAGGGCGCAAAACCUUAAAAAAUUGACUGAGUCGCCGCCAAAAUGCUCGUUUUAUUUGAGACCGCAGCUGGAUAUGCAAUAUUCAAAGUAUGUAUUCAACUUUUAUUUCCUGACAGGUCAAGAAAGAGAGAGAAUAACGCAUUAUGGACCGGAGUUAGCUCAAGUUAGCUUCUCCGCUAUUUACCCAGGCACACGUUGGUGCAGUUUUAGCUAAGAGAAUUGGCACUGAGUGAUUAAAAAUGAUAUAUGUUAUUGUUCUCGGUUACUGAAAGUGUAAUUAUAACAGUCCCAGUGUAGAAGAGCUUCUACUUAAGCAUAAGCACCGCUAGCAACGUGGUGGCCUUGUAACCACGUGUGCGUGUUCAGGGCUAACCUCCAGUUCCCACAGUUUCGUGUUCAUCUACUCCGUGGACUUAUAGCAAUUUUAACGUUUUUUUCCAAACAAGUGGCACUCAAUUUCGGUGCAACUUGCGUAAUUUAGGUAAUUAAUUUAUAUUUAGUCGAUAGAUUAGUCGAUUAAUCGAAAAAUGAAUUAUUAGAUUAAUCGAUACGAAAAUAAUCGAUAGGGGCAGCCCUAAUAUUUACAUGUUGUGACCUUCUAGUAUGCCUGACAGUUAACACAUAUUUGAUUUUGUGUUUCAGGUCCUCGAUGAAUCAAAGCUGCAACAGGUUGACAGCCUGUACAAGGAGUUCGAUACUCCUGAGAAGGCAAACAAAAUGUAAGCAUUGAGAAAGCAUGCCAUCAGACAGCACAUUGUCUUUUAAGUGAAUGUAAUACGCUGUUUUGUAGUGUACAAAUCAGUAUUGAGCUAAAGUGGGUGAGCAAAUAUCAAUUAAUCAGAUUUUGUCUAUAUAUUGCCAAUUCACAACAGUCGUCAUCCCGAGACGCUUUCCAAAGAAGAAGAGCAGGUCUAGACCGUGCUCAUUGUUUGAUGAAGUAUCAAGACCUAACCAAAUAUGGGAUUUGGCCCAUCUCAUCGAACAUGAGUGACAGUGGCAAGGAAAAACUUCCUUUUAACAGGCAGAAACCUUGGGCAGGACCAGACUCAUGCCAGACAAGAUAGAGGAAAGGAGAGAGAGAGAGAACAAGAUAGAGGGAAGGACAGAGCUGGGGUACUCCCAGGAAAAGGCUGCAGGCUGCUCUGAGCACUAAUUUCAAAUUUUUUCCUCCACUAGUGUGAAGUUGAAGCACUUUGAGAAGUUUCAAGAUACAACCGAGGCCUUAGCAGGUAACCACGAUAACAUUUGUGCAUAUACUAGAUUCAAGGUCUGUGAUGCAUUUCUGUGUCUGACUAAAACAUGAGGCACCCUACAGUAUUCGUCACUACCACUGAGACCAUACCGUUAAAAUUUCUUUACAUUUGCAUGAAGGAAAAAUUGUGUUUAAUUGGAUGUUUAACAAUACCCUUAUAGGCCUUUCCAGGGUUGUACUGAAUAGAUUGGUAUCUCUCCCUCUUAGCUGCCACCGCUCUCGUGGAAGGAAAGAUUGGUAAGAGCUUGAAGAAAGUGCUCAAGAAAGUUGUCGCCAAAGAGGCUCACGAGCAGCUGGCCAUCAGUGAUGUGAAGCUCGGUGGAGUGAUCAAAGUAAGUCGACAUACAUAUACAGCAAGAAUAUUCAAACCGAGGCUUAAAACACUAGAUGUGUUACUUACAAGUGGAUGUUGAUUUCAGGAAAAGCUGGACCUGAGCUGCGUCCACAGCCCGGCUAUCGCUGAACUGAUGAGAUGCAUCAGGAGUCAGAUGGAGGGCCUCAUCACUGGGCUUCCUCCUAAGGAAAUUAGUGCUAUGUCACUGGGGUUGGCUCACAGGUGAGUUGGCAGAUACAGCGUUGCAAGAAUGAGCACGACUGCUGCCGAUGAUUACACUUGCUGUCUGAAACCUCGUGUAGAUUUCCCUCAGCAUUCGUCACUACCACUGAGGCAGCAGUCUCUCAAAGCAGACAGGAAGGAAAGUCUGGGAUAUUCAAAGGUUAAGUCCUCUCUUUUUUCUUUUUUUUUCUCUUCAGUUUAUCCCGCUACAAACUGAAGUUCAGUCCUGACAAAGUGGACACCAUGAUUGUGCAAGCCAUCUGUAAGUCAUAUUUCUAAGUUAAACCGAUACACUGCAUGUUUUAAAGCUGGUAAUAGGGGUGUAAAUUGAGCACAAGUCAACAAACCCAAAUAAUUGUUUACCUUUGUGUCUCCAGCUCUUUUGGAUGACCUGGAUAAGGAGCUCAACAACUACAUCAUGCGGUGCAGGGAGUGGUACGGCUGGCACUUUCCUGAGCUGGGGAAAGUCGUCACAGACAACUUGGCCUACUGCAAAGCUGUCCGCAAGAUUGGUAAAAAAAAGUCUAAAUUAUCUUUUUUUUUUUUGUUAAUGGUAUACUAUUGAUGAAUAGUGCCGUGCCCCUCACACCUGAUUCAAAUGAUCAGCUCGUUAUCAAGCCAUUACAGAGCUUGAUAACGAGCUGAUCAUUUGAAUCAGGUGUGUUGGAGCAGGGAAACAUCCAAAACAUGCAGGACAGUGGGCCUCGAGGACUGGACAUGAGAACCACUGACUGAAAAGAUUCGGUUCUUUUGAAAGAAUUGUUCGUGAACGACACAACACUAUUGAUGAAGGCAUUUUUGGAAAUUCAUAAAAUGCAGAGAAACCAGUCCAUGGCACCCCUGCAUUGUGAAUCAGCACUAUCCAUAUAUAUGUCUAUGCACAUCUGCCUCCUGUUGAAGAGGACUACUAUUAUAUGGCCCUUCUUAUACUCUGAUAGAAGCUACUUCAGUGCUAGUUUGUUGCAGAUAAACAAACUUUUUUUAUCAUCAUCCUCAACUCCAAAAUUUCACACAUUUCCCAUAAUGCAGCUCUUGGUUUACAUGCAUCAACCAAAGAGUAAAAGUCUCUAGUUAUUUAUAGGCUGAGUGUGUCCUUGUGUGUCACCAGGUGAUCGUACAAAUGUGGCCACCACCGAUCUUUCCGAAAUCCUCCCGGAGGAAAUCGAAGCUGAGGUCAAGCUGGCUGCUGAGAUCUCCAUGGGAACAGAGGUGUCCGAACAGGACAUCGGAAACAUCAGCCACCUGUGUGACCAGGUAUGUGACCGCUUUUCAUCCUUAUAAAUCCACACCGGUACAUAUUUUAUUUCUUAUAUUAACACUUAAAUGAUGUAAAGCUCUGUGACAGUGAUGAUGAUGAUGACAGUUGUCUUUUUUCCUGAAGUGUACAUGUGGGUUUUCAGUCACUACCUCAUCUGAACAGUCACAGAUUCUGAUUCCUGAAAGCCCAAAGCUGUAUCUAAGAUUGAUAUUUGUGACACCAACCUUAUUUUCUCUUUUAUUCCAGGUGAUAGAGAUCUCAGAUUACCGCACACAGUUGUAUGACUAUUUAAAGAACAGAAUGAUGGCGAUCGCCCCGAACCUGACAGUGAUGGUGGGUGAGCUGGUUGGAGCCCGUCUCAUCUCACAUGCAGGUAAAUUUAAAAUGGAGGCAGUGUGAAAACCGUCUGAGCUAUGAUGAUAACGACACUAAGUCACUUUCCUGAAAUCGCUGAUGCUUUUAAGUCACUACCUCAUCUGAGCUCAAAGUUAUGAGGCUCAACGGUUGCGUGCAUGAAAGAGCUUCAGAUUUACCCUCGGGCCUCGCUUCUGUUUUCAAGGUUCUCUCCUGAAUCUGGCCAAGCAUCCAGCCUCCACAGUGCAGAUCCUGGGAGCGGAGAAGGCUCUGUUCAGAGCCCUGAAGACCCGCAAAGACACGCCCAAGUACGGCCUCAUCUACCACGCCUCCCUGGUGGGCCAGACUGCAGCCAAGAACAAGGGCAAGGUACAUUCAGGACGAGUCGUGGCCCAAAUCUGUUCAUUAAAAGUCAAAUGGCUCAAAAGCUGACCCGAUCUUUGUCCUCUGUAAUGUGUCCAGAUCUCCAGAAUGCUGGCAGCUAAGUCUGCUCUGGCUAUCCGCUACGAUGCCCUGGGAGAGGACACCAACGCAGAAAUGGGCGUAGAGAACCGUGCCAAGCUGGAGGCCAGGCUGCGCCAGCUGGAGGAGAAGGGGGUUAGUACAACAACAGACGUGUAUACAGUAAAACCAUCAUAGCACUAUUUGAAGAAAGCAGUUGAAGAAAUUAAGACUUCAUAUUUACUGAUUUCUACUGCGGUACAAGAAGAACACUUAAAUCGUGUAACAAAAUGAUUUGGCUUAAUUUGCACUGUCAAAACCUUCAUUUUAAAGACAUCAUUUUUAACUCGAAUGGGUCAGGAAAAUCUGCUAUAAAUUCUGCUGUUUUAAGAUUUUCUCCUUUCUCCUCAGAUCCGAAGAAUCAGUGGUACAGGCAAAGCAAUGGCAAAGGCAGACAAAUAUCAACACAAGAGGUGAGUAUUCACAAAGUGCUCAUUUUACAGGAAAUAACACAUGCAUACAAAGGUGUUUACACUCUUUAUUUUCUCUUUACAGUGAAGUCAAAAUAUACGAUCCAUCAGGUGAUUCCACUAUUCCUUCCACGUCAAAAAAGAGGAAGUUUGAGGAGGUCAAGGAAGAGGAGGAGGAGGCUGGUGAAGAGCCUGUAACGCCGGUGGUCAAAUCCAAAAAGCCCAAAAAAGAGCCGGUAGCAGAAGGUAGGCAGAGUAAACAUGAAGUUAAUGUGUAAAAUAAAACAUGGAGGAGGUUAUGAUACUCAAUCCGCUUUUUUUUCCCCUCCCAUUCAGUUGAAGAAGAAGAAGAAGCACCAGCAGAGGAGACUCCCAAGAAAAAGAAGAAGAAGAAGAAGGACAAGAAAGCAGAGGCGGAGGCUGAGGAAGAACAACCAAAAGCAGAGGAGGCGGAGGAGAUGGAGGUAGCAGCAACAGAGGUACGAGUUGAUCUGGAAGUUUUAUUCGAAGUUUACAAGUGUAAAACUGUUUAUUUUAGCGCUGAUAUAUCCGGCUUUUGUCUCCACAGUCGAGCGAAAAGAAGAAAAAGAAGAAGAAAAAGAAGGUGAAGGAAGAAGAGGAAGGAGAUGAGUGAAAAGAAAAGUGAAUGGUGUACAUAUUUCCAGUUUUAGUUUUUAUAUUUUUAUUUGUCUUAUGCAUUUUACAUGGAAUUAGGGCAGUGCUGUACUGAGUGCCUGUUUCCGGACUUUAAAUAAGAGUUAUUUCUCGAGAAACAUCCAUGAUAGACCUCUUUUUUUUUUUUUUUUUAAAUUACUGAGAGUAAGGAAGGGUCUCUGUUAUGAAUUUGGGAUUGUGAGUUUUUAUGUUGAUUAUAUGUGAUCAUACCCACACCGGACAAAAUUCAGCACAACAGCAGAAUUCUGUGUCUCAGUGUAUCGUCUGACUGAACAUCUGCCCUGGUGAAAUAAAAUAUCGUUUGCCUUAAUGAUGUGUUGUGGUUUUAUACUCUAAAGAUGUCAGACCUGAUUUGGGACAGUGUGCUACAUGACAUGAACAAAGGUCCACUGCUUUGACUUUAACAAGAUAGUCAAAAUACUGAUUGGUAACAGAGUUUUUAACCUCUGCAAAGGUUUUUAUCUCUUUAAAACAACUCUGGAACUGAAAGCUAAAGCUAGUUUCCAAAAAUCUGCCAUUUUUUGGAAUUAUUUCAGAAUUAUGCGAUUUUUUUUCUUGACCCUUUUUUUUCUGUGUAAAGUAUAAUUAUAUAGAUUAAUGAGAAAAUUUCUAGUGUAAUAAAAUUUACUGUUCUGAAUUAACAUUUCCUGUAACUCAGGAAUACAACAGAAUCUUCGUGUUUUUUUCGUCAAGUAAAUGCAAUAUGCUUAUGCUUUAUAUAUGUGUGUGUGUGUUUGUACAGGUGCAUCUCAUUAAAUUAGACAAUCAAAAAUUUGAUUUAUAAGUAAUUUAAUAGACCUUUUUCGCAGUACGCAGAAUGUAGCAUUCCGCUCACUUACGGUUUUAGCGUGUGGUGGAGCCACUUAGCAUCGCCCAUAUACGGCCAUUCAUUUUUCACGAUAGCUCGCGACUCGUUUUUUUGAAAGGAAUUAUGGGAAUUAUGUGUAAUAGGCCUGGAAAUUUUCUGAUGAUGGUAACCAUUGCUCUUCAGUAAUGACCUAUGAAACAUAAUUCCCGAAAAGUAAAGUACAAAAUCCGGACAGUAUUAUGAAGAACAGGAGUUAGUAAAACAGCACAAAGCAUAAAUUUUUACUUUACCUUUCCAAAAAACGAGUCGCAAGCUUGUUAAUAUCGUACGGUGAAAAAGGUCUAUUCUAAAAGUGAAGAUCAAAUUCAUUAGACACAGUUAGAUAUACAGUAUUUCAAGAGAUUAUUUCUUUUCAUUUUGAUGAUUAUAACUUCAAACUAAUCAAACCCCCAAAUUCAGUAUCUCAGGAAAUUAGAGUAUUUCUUAAUGCCAAUAGAAUAAAAAAUUAAAAAGUGAUUUUCAACACAGAAAUGUUGGACUACUUAAAAGUAUGAAGUCCAGGAGCAAAAAGUACCAAGAUAAAAGCACGCAGAGGGCGUAACCACAAUAAGGAUUGAACCCACUGACUCAUGUGGACACACGAGACGAUCAUGUUUUUUUCAUAUAUCACUGUACUUUGUAGACUCUAGACCUUCAAAAUUUACCAAGAAGUGGGCAAGGUGGGACUCGAACCUACAACCUGGAGUCCCAGUCAGUGUUCUUAUCCUCUGAGUCACUCGGACACACAGGAUUAUACCACUUGUUUCCUCUUUCACUUUCCUGUCUAGACACUAGACUUCAAAAUUCACCUUGUCCAGAAAAAGGCUCGAACACACCACCUCAGGAGUACCAGUCAGUCUCCUUAUCCCAUGAGCAAUGUGGACACACAAGAGAAAUGUGGUUUUUUUUUUCACAUAUCGCUGUCCUUUGUGAACUCAAGACUUUAAAAUUCACCUAAAACUAGGUAAGGUAGGACUCAAACCUACGACCUCAGGAGUUCCAGUCAGUGUUCUUAUCCUCUGAGCCACUUGGACAUACAGGGUGAUACCAUUUGUUUCCUCUUUCACUUUCCUGUCUAGACACUAGACUUCAACAUUCACCUUGUCCAGAAAAAGGCUGGAACACACCACCUCAGGAGUACCAGUCAGUCUCCUUAUCCCGUGAGCCAUGUGGACACACAAGAGAAAUGUGUUUUUUUUUUUCACAUAUCGCUGUCCUUUGUGGACUCAAGACUUUAAAAUUCACCUAAAACUAGGUAAAGUAGGACUCGAACCUACGACCGUAGGAGUCCCAGUCAGUGUUCUUAUCCUCUGAGCCACUUGGACACACAGGAUUAUACCGCUUGUUUCCUCUUUCACUUUCCUGUCUAGACACUAGACUGCAAAAUUCACCUUGUCCGGAAAAAGGCUCGAACACACCACCUCAGGAGUACCAGUGAGUCUCCUUAUCCCGUGAGCCAUGUGGACACACAAGAGAAAUGUGUUUUUUUUUUUUCCACAUAUCGCUGUCCUUUGUGGACUCAAGACUUUAAAAUUCACCUAAAACUAGGUAAGGUAGGACUCGAACCUACGACCUCAGGAGUUCCAGUCAGUGUUCUUAUCCUCUGAGGCACUUGGACAUACAGGGUGAUACCAUUUGUUUCCUCUUUCACUUUCCUGUCUAGACACUAGACUUCAACAUUCACCUUGUCCUGAAAAAGACUCGAACACACCACCUCAGGAUUACCAGUCAGUCUCCUUAUCCUGUGAGCCAUGUGGACACACAAGAGAAAUGUGUUUUUUUUUUCACAUAUCGCUGUCCUUUGUGGACUCAAGACUUUAAAAUUCACCUAAAACUAGGUAAGGUAGGACUCGAACCUACGACCUUAGGAGUCCCAGUCAGUGUUCUUAUCCUCUGAGCCACUUGGACACACAGGAGUAUACCAUUUGCUUCCUCUUUCACUUUCCUGUCUAGACACUAGACUUCAAAAUUCACCCUGUCCGGAAAAAGGCUGGAACACACCACCUCAGGAGUACCAGUCAGUCUCCUUAUCCCGUGAGCCAUGUGGACACACAAGAGAAAUGUGUUUUUUUUUUUCACAUAUCGCUGUCCUUUGUGGACUCAAGACUUUAAAAUUCACCUAAAACUAGGUAAGGUAGGACUUGAACCUACGACCUUAGGAGUCCCAGUCAGUGUUCUUAUCCUCUGAGCCACUUGGACACACAAGAGAACUGUGUUUUUUUUUCACAUAUCGCUGUCCUUUGUGGACUCAAGACUUUAGAAUUCACCUAAAACUAGGUAAGGUAGGACUCGAACCUAUGACCUCAGGAGUUCCAGUCAGUCUCCUUAUCCUGUGAGCCAUGUGGACACACAAGAGAAUUGGGUUCUUUUUUCACAUAUCGCUGUCCUUUGUGGACUCAAGACUUU